Molecule: messenger RNA, 812 nt
Organism: Sander lucioperca (pikeperch)
Lineage: Eukaryota; Metazoa; Chordata; Actinopteri; Perciformes; Percidae
Product: nitrilase family, member 2
Exons: 7
Coding region: 105-797 (230 amino acids)
Biological process (GO): oxaloacetate metabolic process; L-glutamine metabolic process
Cellular component (GO): mitochondrion
Molecular function (GO): omega-amidase activity
Source: RefSeq, a predicted model, not a curated record
GGACUUUCUAACUAUAGACUCUUAUUUUGAAAACCACAUAGCCAUCCGGAAUCACGUGCCCUGCUGCUCUGGACUGUGAAACCAAACAAGACUACUCUGCGUUUAUGUCCACUUUAGCUAAAGCGAUGUCCAAGUUCCGCCUGGCUGUGGUCCAGCUGCAGGUGACGAGCGUCAAGGCGGACAACCUGAGCAGAGCCCGGAGGCUGGUGAAGGAGGCUGCGGGACAAGGCAGCAGAGUGGUGCUGCUGCCGGAAUGCUUCAAUUCUCCAUAUGGAACCUGCUUCUUCUCUGAGUAUGCUGAGAGGAUCCCAGGAGAGUCCACUCAGGUGCUGUCAGAGGCAGCCAAGGAGAAUAAGGUGUAUCUAGUGGGAGGAUCCAUCCCUGAAGAGGACGGUGGGAAGUUGUACAACAGCUGUACAGUGUUUGGGCCUGAUGGAGAGCUGAUUCUUAAACAUAGGAAGAUUCACCUCUUUGACAUUGACGUUCCGGGGAAAAUCCGCUUCCAGGAGUCCGAGACUCUGAGCCCAGGCAACAGUUUGUCAAUGUUCCAAACACCGUUCUGUAAAGUGGGUGUGGGGAUUUGCUACGACAUGAGGUUUGCUGAGCUGGCGCAGCUCUACAGCAGGGAAGGCUGUCAGCUGCUGGUCUACCCUGGAGCCUUCAACAUGACCACAGGUCCAGCUCACUGGGAGCUGCUUCAGAGGGGGAGGUCAGACUCACAGUCCCAGUCACUGUCCACAAUCACUUCAUUAUCUAGUGAAGACACAUUUUACUGUGAUACCAACUAUCUUAUAUAGUUAGGGCUGGGCGAU